AUGGAGUUAGCAACCCCAUCAACAAAACCUAAAUAUUCGAGCCCCAUAAUGAUGAACCCUACCCCCAACAGUACUACUCCCACCACAAUGGGAGUCCCGCCUUCUACUCCUAGUCGCUAUGAGAACCAAAAGCGUCGAGAUUGGAACACUUUUUGUCAGUACCUUAGAAACCACAAGCCUCCCCUCUCACUUUCCACCUGUAAUGGUGCCCAUGUCCUUGACUUCCUUUGCUACCUUGACCAAUUUGGCAAGACCAAAGUGCACAAUCAAACUUGUCGAUUCUUUGGCAACCCCAAGCCACCAGCACUGUGCCCUUGCCCACUGCGGCAAGCCUGGGGAAGUCUUGAUGCACUCAUUGGACGGCUUAGAGCAGCCUACGAGGCGCAUGGAGGGAAGCCUGAAGGGAAUCCUUUUGGUGCAAGAGCAGUGAGGAUUUACUUGAGGGAGGUCAGGGAUUUUCAGGCUAAAGCAAGAGGAGUUAGCUAUACAAAGAAGCGCAAAAGGACUAAGCUGAAGGGAACACCACCACCACAACCACCACAAGCAUCAUCUGAGAAUAAAUACUGA
This is a messenger RNA of Dovyalis caffra, 567 nucleotides long. The record is from the annotation of a GenBank genome assembly. NCBI's taxonomy places the organism in Eukaryota, Viridiplantae, Streptophyta, Magnoliopsida, Malpighiales, Salicaceae.